UUGGGGCGAAAGUUUGGCCAAUGGUUGUAAUCGUUAUUGACGGAGCGUAUUGUGCGUGAAGGUCUGUAAACUGACGAUGGCGGCCGGCAGUUCUGGCCAUCCCUUCCAGCACAUAAUUGAACCACUUCCUGAAAAGAGUCAUCAGAAGUUCUUCAAUGUCUCAAAACUUGGAGAGCCUAAAUAUGACAGUCUCCCCUUUUCUAUUCGGGUCCUACUUGAGGCUGCUGUGCGGAACUGUGAUGGUUUUUUCGUCACGGAGGCUGAUGUGGAAAACAUUUUAGAGUGGAAGAAUCAUCAAACUAGUGUGGAAGUACCUUUUUGUGCUGCACGAGUUCUCUUUCAAGAUUUCACUGGAAUUCCUGCCAUGGUGGAUUUGGCUGCAAUGAGAAACAUGGUAAAGAAGUUUGGUGGAGAUCCCAAGAAAGUCAACCCUGUUUGUCCAACAGACCUUGUGAUUGACCACUCAGUACAGAUUGACUUCAGUAAGUGUGCAAUGCUGAAUGCUCCAAAUCCUGGUGGAGGAAGUGAUGGCCAGAAGACAACAAUCAAGCCAGUGCUACCCAAGAUUCCUGUCCAGAAAAGUAACUGCAGAGGUCAGAGCAGCUGUAGUGGGCCUUGCAGUGAAGAAAAACAGAGUUCAAACUCGGGAAAGUUUGCAAACCAAAUUGAGAAUACACCAGUUCUCUGUCCUUUCCAUUUACAGCCUGUAUCAGAACCAGCAACCAUAGCAAAGAACCAAGAAACAGAAUUUGGCAGAAACAAGGAACGUUUGCAGUUCUUAAAGUGGUGCAGUCACGCCUUCAAGAAUGUACAGAUCAUUCCUCCAGGAGACCAGGUGGCAUACCAGGUGAACCUGGAAUAUUUGUCCAGAGUUGUGUUUGAGAAGGAUACAUUUGUGUUUCCAGACAGUGUUGUGGGCACAGAUUCACACAUGACCAUGGUAAAUGGUCUUGGAAUUUUGGGCUGGGGAGUUGGAGGCAUCGAAUCAGAAGCUGCAAUGUUUGGACAGCCUGUUACACUGACUCUACCACAUGUGGUUGGAUGCAGACUUGUGGGUUGCAUCAGCUCCCUGGCAACAUCCAUUGAUGUAGUGUUGAAUAUUACAAAGCAUCUUAGACAAGUCGAUUUGUCUGGAAAGUUUGUGGAAUUCUUUGGCCCAGGUGUAUCACAGCUGUCUGUUGGAGACAGAACUACAAUAUCAAACAUGUGUCCUGAAUAUGGUGCUGUAGUAAGCUUCUUUCCUGUUGACAAUGUGACACUAAAACACUUGAAGCAAGCAGGCUUUGAUAAGCAGAGGCUUGAAACAAUAGAAGAUUAUCUAAAAGCUGUUAAACUGCUAAGGAAUUACCAUGACUCAUCAGAAGAUCCUGAUUAUUCACAGGUGAUAGAAAUUAACUUGAGUAGUAUUGUUCCUCAUGUGAGCGGACCCAAGAGACCCAGUGACAGAGUAGCCAUAACUGACAUGAAGAGAGAUUUUCAAAAAUGCUUAAAUGAAAAGGUUGGUUUCAAAGGUUUUCAUAUUCCUCCAGAGAAACAAAAUGAUCUAAUUUCAUUUUCUUAUGAAGGAGAUGAAUACAAACUGGGCCAUGGCUCUGUUGUCACUGCAGCAAUAAUAAGUUGCACUAACAACUGCAAUCCAUCAGUUAUGCUGACAGCAGGAUUAUUGGCCAAAAAAGCAGUUGAAGCUGGCCUAAGCGUAAAACCUUAUAUAAUGACCAGUUUGUCUCCAGGGAGUGGAAUGGUGACACAUUACCUCAAUUCCAGCGGUGUAUUACCAUACCUUAGUAAACUUGGGUUUGAAGUAAUUGGUUAUGGAUGCUCGACUUGUAUUGGAAACACUGCUUCUCUUACAGAAACUGUUGCAAAAGCCAUAAAGGAGGGAAAUUUAAUAUCCUGUGGCAUUCUGUCUGGUAGCAGAAACUUUGAAGGACGUUUAUGUGAUUGUGUUCGUGCCAUCUACCUCGCAUCACCACCUUUUGUGGUAGCUUAUGCCAUUGCAAGUACCGUUAAUAUAGACUUUGACAAAGAGCCUGUAGGUGCAAAUGCACUUAAUGAAAAUGUCUAUUUGCGUGACAUUUGGCCCAGCAGGGAAGAGCUCCAUGAAGUAGAGGAACAGAUUGUGGUGCCAUCCAUAUUUAAAAUAUUUGGACAAAAACUAGUGAAAGGAAGUAAAGGAUGGAAUUCUUUAGAUGCACCUGAGUCGGACCUUUUCCCAUGGGAUCCAAAGUCAACUUACAUUAGAUGUCCUUCAUUUUUUGAAAAGCUUACUGUAGAACCAGCACAUCACUCCAUUGAAAAUGCACAUGUCUUACUGUUUUUGGGUGACAGUGUCAACACUGAUCAUAUAUCACCUGCAGGGAGCAUCGCGAGAAACACUGCUGCUGCAAGAUACCUCACAAGCAAAGGACUUUCUCCCAGGGAGUUCAAUUCCUAUGGUGCCAGAAGAGGUAAUGAUGCUGUGAUGACAAGAGGAACAUUUGCAAAUGUUAAGCUUGUGAACAAGUUCAUUGGCAAAGCAUCUCCUAAAACAAUUCAUUUCCCAUCGGGUCAAACCUUGGAUGUAUUUGAUGCUGCAGACCGGUAUCAGAAAGAAGGUAUUCCAUUAAUUAUUCUAGCUGGAAAGAAGUAUGGAUCUGGCAGUUCGAGAGACUGGGCAGCCAAAGGACCUUAUUUAUUGGGUAUAAAAGCUGUUAUAGCUGAAAGUUACGAGAAGAUUCACAAGAAUCACUUGGUUGGUACUGGCAUUAUUCCACUUCAGUUUCUUUCUGGUGAAAAUGCAGGGACUCUUGGUCUUACUGGCAAGGAACUCUACUCUUUAUCCAUCCCUCAAGAGCUCUUUCCAGGAAUGAUCUUGGAUGUAAAGACAAGCACUGGAAAAAUUUUUAAAGUGAAUGUGCUACUUGACAGUGACACAGAAGUCACGCUAUACAGGCAUAAUGGACUGUUGAACUAUGUGGCUCGAAGAAUGUUGUAGUUCACUGCACAAUGUAACCCAAACAUCAUCUAAGGCUGAAUUUAAAACUGCACCCAAAAGUUGCAGACAUAGCCUAUCUCACUCAUGUGGGUGUAGAAUCAUAUGGAUUAUCAGUUUCCCUUGAGAAAAUGUCAACAGCGUUUACAUCUUCACUUGUUUCGUAAUCAGCAGUUCGUUUUGGUUACAAGGAUGGUAUCUAACAGGCUGACAUCUAAAAGCAUAAAGGUGCUGAAUGAAAUAAGCCAAUACCAGCCUAAACUGACAAAGUAUUUCCACAGGAGCUACUCUUCGAUAAAUUUAUUCCUAAAUAUGAAUGGCAAAAAAGAUGUCAAAUGCUCUUCCUAUCAUUGUUGCCUCUUUAUUACACAUUUCAGAUCUUUGGCAGUAAUGUGUUGAUGUAAAGGUAGCUAAUUUACAUUUGAAGCACUGUAAACACUUACUCCUAUGUACUCUAGUGAAACAAACAAAUAAAUAAAUGUCCACUUUUUAUUUAGAUAAUGCCUGGCAGUAACCACAACUUGAAGAGACUAGUAUCACAUUAGUUGUAUUUCUCUCCACUGUUCUUUCCAACUUGCAUUUGAAAAAGAAACGUUAAACUGGUAAUGGUUAUUAUGUCUUUGUAUUAAAACUGAUAUUUUGGAAAUAUUGUAAAUGCUUAAUUGUUGGGCAUCCCCCACUAAAUUGCAGAUGAGUGUCAAAAAUCAUCAUAAAAAUGAAUGCUAUUGUCUAAUAAUGUUUGUAAAAGAAACUCAUGUUCCAUGUUUUCCAUAUAAGGUUCAGGGAACAGUGCACUGCUUUGGAUAUUAGACUUUUAAAUCAACAGUAUCAGGUUAGUAGUUUUUUUUAUGUUACGGUCUGCACUGCCCCCCCCCCCUUUUUUGGGGGGGGGGAGUAUUUACUGGUAAUUAUUUGACUAUUACCAUUAAUGCCACAGACUUCUUAACGUAAUUAUUUUCUAAGCCAAAUAGCAGAACUCUGCCAAAUGCUGUUCACAUGACAAUAGUAAGUAAAUGCAUUCCUGUUCUCUAUAUUUUCAUUUCUCCUAAGUGCUGUGUGCUAGCCAGUAAAUUUGUUUUGCAUUGAAAAUUCAUCCCUGCAAUACAUUUGUUUUUCUUAACAUGGAUUACAUGAAGGUAAACUGCAUUCCUCAAACCAUCAGAAAUGCUGCCAUUUAAAGUUCAUGAUGUUUAACAUUAAAUAUCUGAAAUCAGACCUUUGUUAUGAAUCAGCCUGCAUAAAAAGUUACUGAUAACUAUUGUAAAUUAAUUUUUAAUAAAGAAUAUUGAACAAAACAUAA
Molecule: messenger RNA, 4271 nt
Organism: Protopterus annectens (West African lungfish)
Lineage: Eukaryota; Metazoa; Chordata; Ceratodontiformes; Protopteridae
Gene: IREB2
Product: iron responsive element binding protein 2
Exons: 22
Coding region: 77-2974 (965 amino acids)
Biological process (GO): citrate metabolic process; tricarboxylic acid cycle
Cellular component (GO): cytosol; mitochondrion
Molecular function (GO): iron-responsive element binding; 4 iron, 4 sulfur cluster binding; aconitate hydratase activity
Source: RefSeq, a predicted model, not a curated record